AUGGAAAAUUUAUUAUGUUGCACGAGAACUCCAUCGCAGCAUGGAGCUUUCCUCUACUUAAUUAGGCGUGGUAGAGGUAAUGAAUUUCUGCGGAUUAUUGAUGAAAAAUCCUUGAUUAAGAAGUAUUGGAGGGAAAUCUCAAUUCUCAAACAAGAACUUGAUCAGCUAAGGAAGGGGAUAAAAUGCAAUCUGGAUUAG
Molecule: messenger RNA, 198 nt
Organism: Ilex paraguariensis (yerba mate)
Lineage: Eukaryota; Viridiplantae; Streptophyta; Magnoliopsida; Aquifoliales; Aquifoliaceae
Source: the annotation of a GenBank genome assembly